This is a messenger RNA of Hemisphaericaspora subhashii, 2034 nucleotides long. RefSeq lists its product as uncharacterized. Bases 1 to 2034 code for a protein of 677 amino acids. Lineage: Eukaryota; Fungi; Ascomycota; Pichiomycetes; Serinales; Debaryomycetaceae. The transcript has a single exon. The record is from RefSeq and is a predicted model, not a curated record.
AUGAAUAAAGCUAAUAAUCAAAGCCAAACAGCUUCAUUGUUUAGUCAUUCUUCUGGAUUAAGUACGGCAUCUUCAAGGAAAUCAANAUCAAUGAAUAAAACUAAUAAUCAAAGUCAAACCGCUUCAUUGUUUAGUCAUUCUUCUGGAUUAAGUACGGCAUCUUCAAGGAAAUCAAUAGGAACCGAAACUAGUAGAGAACUCCACGAGGAAACUGUCGACGAUGAUGAAUUACAUUCUGAUAUUUCAGAUAUAUCGGAAAUUUCUGAAGAUGACGAAGAGGAGGAAGAAUACGAAGAAGACAGAAAAGAUUUAAACGUCGAUGCAGUACAGGAUUCAAAUACGAAAAACCCAUGGAAGCAUAGUCUAAUGAAGCUCAAAAACCUUCCGAUCCAUCUUGAACAAACCCCCAGUGAACUACUGCAACAAGAAAAACAAGAGCAUGCCAUAUCUCCAACUAAUAAACAACGAGAACAGCCCGUAUCUCCAGGUAGUAAACAACUAGAUGAGAGAAUUUCCCCUAAAAGUACUCAACCUAAACAACCAAAACCACAAACACAUUUCCAGAAACAACAACAACAGCAACAACAUAAGAACAUAUUUUAUAUUUCAAACUCACCAUCUCCUUCUAAUUCCAAAAACGAAAAUACCAAACCAGCCACUUCUCCUCUGGGAUUACUGCAAUUAAAACCUCCAGUUCAAUUACAUACACCAAAUUCGAAAUUACAUACAUCCAAUGGUCGUAUUGCCAAUCACCCACGUGCUCAGUCGGAACAAUUAGGAGUCACUCUUGCGGCGCCUGAUGAUUCAAGUAUGCAGCGACAAGGUUCAUUAUUUAGCAAUUUUGGAUUUACAGAAACAGAUAUGACGAAGAAGAAUUCGCAUGAGCGCCAUGACCAUGACGAGGAUGAUGAUGGAUAUUCGUCAACUGAUAUCUCUGAAGACGAGGAAAUAGAAGAAGAAGAGGAAGAGGAAGAGGAAGUAGAUACAGAAGAUGAAAAUAAUCAUAAAAAGGAAGAUAAUGAUAGUGAAUGGCUUUCUGUAAGUUCUGAUUCUGCCCAUCUGCUCAAUCAUGAUCCUCCACCUUUGAAUUUCGCAAAAGUUGAUCCUGUACCUAUAGCAAUUGAACAUCUAGAUAAACGACAGUCAACCCCCUUGUUACAAAAACCAAGAUCACUACUAUCAGGGUUGUUUCUUAAUGAAAUGGCAUCAACGGUGGCAAACACGCCUUUGAAUGGAGAACAUGAUAAACCAACGCUUAGGAGGUCAUGUACUACUGGAGUGAUUACGAUUGAAAAGAGGGAUAAAGAAAUUAGAAAGCCUUCAUUGAUAUUAGCCAAGACGAAAUUCCCAUCAGUGACUGAUUUGACAUCCAGCGAAGGAAGUAGUCCCGCACCUCCAAUGAAUAAACAGGAAACAAUAGUCGGUAUAUCGGACGUCAAUGCAACUUCUGACUAUAGUUCUCAUGAUCGAUUAAGUGAACUUGAAGCAGCAGCACAACAUGAAAAAUUAUCCACCAGUCUAAACAAAAUCUCCCAUUCUGAUUCCCAUAGUACAUUCCGAACAUACAUUUCAAAAUCGGCUAUGAAUUUAUCUAAAUUAUAUUCAAGUUCAAAACCAAAACACCCUUCCUUCACCUCGUCUGCAAAACAACAUCAUGAUUUCUUGCAUAAACAUAAUGUUCAAAAUCCAGCACCUACUUCUUCAUUCCAUCACCUUCAUUUACAACAGCUAACCCCAGUAGUCCCAUCCUCAACUACGGCUCAUGAUGCAAAUAGUCCACCAACCCCAGCACCACCACCUCCACCACCUUCAGUUCCAUUACCAAAAGUGACAACUAGGGAUGUAUCCCUAAAAGAGAAAGUCUUGGAUGAGGAUCUAAGUCAGAGUUUGAAAGAUGCAUUGAUUAUUGAUUAUAAAUUGGGAAAAGUGGCGUUGCCUGAUCGAGUUAUAAAUCCAAGUGCAUUGAUGAUUGGAAAUAUGGCAGGUGGGAAUGAUGAUGAUGAUUUUGAUGAUUAUCAUUCAAAAGGUUGGUGA